GUGUGCCAUGCUUUUGGUUUUGAAGUUAUAUCCACCCGUUUCGGAUUGGUUUCUUUUCUGAUUUUUCGAGUAACCGGACAAAAUCACUUUAAAAUUUCAAAAUUUUUUAAAUUUGUAAAGCCUUAUAUAAAAGUUGUUUAACUAUGGAUAGGCCUAUCCUGAACACCUGCGAGAUGUAUCCUCGCCGAAGGACAACGGAGUUCUACAAAUCCCCGGAACCAAGAGCCUCGUUCCAAAGUCAACGGGCGGAACAUCCGGCGGAGCUGCUUAACGUAACUCCUGACGAGAAUCGGGAGGCCGUUCGAAGACUUCCUCGCAUCCAGCCACCAAAUAAUUUGGACAGUAUUUACCUGCGAAAUGGGUACUUUUCGUAAAAUAAAUUUGUCUUUUCUAUUUAUA
Molecule: messenger RNA, 399 nt
Organism: Drosophila teissieri
Lineage: Eukaryota; Metazoa; Arthropoda; Insecta; Diptera; Drosophilidae
Exons: 2
Coding region: 144-374 (76 amino acids)
Source: RefSeq, a predicted model, not a curated record